GCCCGCAGCCUCUCCUCCGCCGAGCGUUGCCGCCCCACCUGCGGGCAGGGCGCCCGUCGGAGCCCCCGCUCACCUGCCCACCGGCGGGAGGGUCCCGCCCGGCCUGCCCUGCUCCCCGCCGCCCCGGGCGCCCCUCCUGCCCCCGGCCGGGGCCCGCUAGGCCGAGGCGCGGGAGCUGCGGGGGCAUGCACCUGGGGGCGCGGGAGCGAGUGCGGGCCGCCCCUGGGCCCGCGCCUGCAGGGCGGAGGCCCCCCCAGUGAGCCGGCCCCGGGCCCGUCGCCGAGCUGUCUCCCGUGGGCGCUGCGGGGCUCCGACCGCGGCAGCAUCAUGUCGGCUGGGGACGCUUUCGAGACUCGCUUCGAGAAGAUCGACAACCUGCUGCGGGACCCCAAGUCGGAAGUGAACUCCGACUGCUUGCUGGAUGGAUUGGAUGCUUUGGUGUAUGAUUUGGAUUUUCCUGCCUUAAGAAAGAACAAAAAUAUUGACAACUUUUUAAGCAGAUAUAAAGACACAAUAAAUAAAAUCAGAGACUUACGAAUGAAAGCUGAAGAUUAUGAGGUAGUGAAGGUGAUUGGUAGAGGUGCAUUUGGAGAAGUUCAACUGGUAAGGCACAAAUCCACCAGGAAGGUCUAUGCUAUGAAGCUUCUAAGCAAAUUUGAAAUGAUUAAGAGAUCGGAUUCUGCUUUUUUUUGGGAAGAAAGGGACAUCAUGGCUUUUGCUAACAGUCCUUGGGUUGUUCAGCUUUUCUAUGCAUUCCAAGAUGACCGCUAUCUCUACAUGGUGAUGGAGUACAUGCCUGGUGGAGACCUUGUCAACUUGAUGAGCAACUAUGAUGUGCCUGAAAAGUGGGCGAGGUUCUACACUGCAGAGGUGGUUCUCGCGUUGGAUGCAAUCCACUCCAUGGGCUUUAUUCAUAGAGAUGUGAAGCCUGAUAAUAUGCUGCUGGACAAGUCUGGACAUUUGAAGUUAGCAGAUUUUGGUACUUGUAUGAAGAUGAAUAAGGAAGGUAUGGUACGAUGUGAUACAGCAGUUGGAACUCCCGAUUAUAUUUCACCGGAAGUACUGAAAUCUCAGGGUGGUGAUGGAUACUAUGGACGAGAGUGUGACUGGUGGUCGGUUGGGGUAUUUUUAUAUGAAAUGCUUGUAGGUGAUACACCUUUUUAUGCUGAUUCUCUGGUUGGAACGUACAGUAAGAUUAUGAACCAUAAAAACUCACUUACCUUCCCUGAUGAUAAUGAUAUUUCAAAAGAAGCAAAAAAUCUUAUUUGUGCCUUCCUUACUGACAGAGAGGUGAGAUUAGGACGAAACGGUGUAGAAGAAAUCAAGCGACAUCUCUUCUUCAAAAAUGACCAGUGGGCUUGGGAAACACUUCGAGACACUGUAGCACCAGUUGUACCUGAUUUAAGUAGUGACAUUGAUACAAGUAACUUUGAUGAUUUGGAAGAAGAUAAAGGAGAUGAAGAAACAUUUCCUAUACCUAAAGCUUUUGUUGGCAACCAGCUGCCUUUUGUAGGAUUUACCUACUAUAGCAACCGUAGAUACUUAUCUUCAGCAAAUCCUAAUGACAACAGAAGUAGUUCCAAUGUGGAUAAAAGCUUGCAGGAGAAUUUACAAAAAACAAUUUAUAAGCUGGAAGAACAGCUGCAUAAUGAAAUACAAUUAAAAGAUGAAAUGGAGCAGAAGUGCAGAACUUCAAACAUAAAACUAGACAAGAUCAUGAAAGAAUUGGAUGAAGAGGGCAACCAAAGAAGAAAUUUAGAAUCAACAGUAUCUCAGAUUGAGAAGGAUAAAAUGUUACUCCAGCAUAGAAUUAAUGAGUACCAAAGAAAAGCAGAACAGGAAAACGAGAAGAGGAGAAAUGUGGAAAAUGAAGUGUCUACAUUAAAGGAUCAGUUGGAAGACUUAAGGAAAGCAAGUCAGAACUCACAACUUGCUAAUGAGAAAUUGGCCCAAUUACAAAAGCAGCUAGAAGAAGCCAAUGACUUACUUAGGACUGAGUCAGACACUGCGGUGAGGUUAAGGAAGAGUCACACUGAGAUGAGCAAGGCGGUCAGUCAGCUGGAGUCUCUGAACAGAGAGCUGCAAGAGAGAAACAGGAUCUUAGAAGAUUCUAAGUCGCAAACGGACAAAGACUAUUACCAGCUGCAAGCUGCGCUAGAAGCUGAACGGAGAGACAGGGGCCAUGAUUCUGAGAUGAUUGGCGACCUUCAAGCUCGGAUCACAUCUUUACAAGAGGAGGUGAAGCAUCUCAAACAUGGUCUUGAGAGAGUGGAAGGAGAAAGAAAAGCGGCUCAAGAUAUGCUUAAUCAUUCAGAAAAGGAAAAGAAUAAUUUAGAGAUAGAUUUAAAUUACAAGCUUAAGUCAUUACAACAAAGGUUAGAACAAGAGGUAAAUGAACAUAAAGUAACCAAAGCUCGUUUAACCGACAAGCAUCAGUCUAUUGAAGAGGCAAAGUCUGUGGCAAUGUGUGAGAUGGAGAAAAAACUGAUGGAAGAGAGAGAAGCUCGAGAGAAGGCUGAAAAUAGGGUCGUUCAAAUUGAGAAGCAGUGUUCCAUGCUAGAUGUUGAUCUAAAACAGUCUCAGCAAAAGCUUGAACAUUUGACUGAAAAUAAAGAGAGAAUGGAGGAGGAAGUUAAGACUCUAAGUCUGCAACUAGAGCAGGAAUCCAAUAAGCGACUGUUAUUACAAAAUGAAUUGAAGACACAGGCAUUUGAGGCAGAUAACUUAAAAGGUCUAGAAAAGCAGAUGAAACAAGAAAUAAAUACUUUACUGGAAGCAAAGAGAUUACUAGAAUUUGAGUUAGCUCAACUUACAAAACAAUAUAGAGGAAAUGAAGGACAGAUGAGGGAGCUGCAGGAUCAGCUUGAAGCGGAGCAAUAUUUCUCGACACUUUAUAAAACCCAGGUAAAGGAACUUAAGGAAGAAAUUGAAGAAAAAAACAGGGAAAAUAUUAAGAAAAUACAAGAACUACAAAAUGAGAAAGAAACUCUUGCUACUCAGUUGGAUCUAGCAGAAACAAAAGCUGAGUCUGAGCAGUUGGCUCGAGGAAUUCUGGAAGAACAGUACUUUGAAUUGACUCAAGAAAGUAAGAAAGCUGCUUCAAGAAACAGACAAGAGAUUUCAGAUAAAGAUCAUACUGUUAGCCGGCUUGAAGAAACAAACAGCAUGCUAACCAAAGAUAUUGAAUUAUUAAGAAAACAAAAUGAAGAGCUGAGUGAAAAAAUGAGCACAGCAGAGGAAGAAUAUAAAUUGAAGAAAGAUGAAGAGAUCAAUAACCUUAAAGCUGCCUUUGAAAAGACUGUGAAUACGGAACGAACCCUUAAGACACAGGCUGUUAAUAAAUUGGCAGAAAUAAUGAAUCGGAAAGACUUCAAACUUGAUAGAAAGAAAACAAAUACACAAGACCUGAGAAAGAAAGAAAAAGAAAACCGAAAGCUACAGUUGGAACUCAACCAAGAAAGAGAGAAGUUCAAUCAGAUGGUAGUGAAACACCAGAAGGAACUGAAUGACAUGCAAGCGCAAUUGGUAGAAGAAUGCACACACAAAAAUGAACUUCAGAUGCAAUUGGCUAGCAAAGAGAGUGACAUUGAACAGCUGCGUGCGAAGCUUUUAGACCUUGCAGAUUCUACAAGUGUUGCUAGUUUUCCAAGUGCUGAUGAAACUGAUGGAAACCUUCCAGAGUCAAGAAUUGAAGGUUGGCUUUCAGUACCAAACAGAGGAAAUAUCAAACGAUAUGGCUGGAAGAAACAGUAUGUGGUGGUGAGCAGCAAGAAGAUCCUCUUCUACAACGACGAGCAGGAUAAGGAGCAGUCCAGUCCCUCUAUGGUGCUGGACAUCGAUAAAUUGUUUCAUGUUCGUCCUGUAACCCAAGGAGAUGUAUAUAGAGCUGAAACUGAAGAAAUCCCUAAAAUAUUCCAGAUACUAUAUGCAAAUGAAGGUGAAUGCAGAAAAGAUGUGGAGAUGGAACCAGUUCAACAAGCUGAAAAAACUAAUUUUCAGAACCACAAAGGCCAUGAGUUCAUUCCCACUCUUUACCACUUUCCAGCCAACUGUGAGGCCUGUGCCAAGCCUCUCUGGCAUGUCUUCAAGCCUCCCCCUGCCCUUGAAUGUCGGAGAUGCCACGUGAAGUGCCAUCGAGAUCACCUAGAUAAGAAAGAGGACUUGAUUUCUCCAUGUAAAGUAAGUUACGAUGUGACUUCAGCAAGAGAUAUGCUACUGUUGGCCUGCUCUCAGGAUGAGCAGAAGAAGUGGGUGACUCACUUGGUGAAGAAGAUCCCCAAGAAUCCACCAUCUGGCUUUGUCCGUGCAUCCCCCCGAACACUCUCUACCAGGUCUACUGCAAACCAGUCUUUCCGGAAAGCAGUGAAAAACACAUCUGGAAAAAUGAGCAGUUAACCCCAUGGCCCAGCACCUUGUGGAAUGAUGUGGAAUGCUACCUGAUAAACCAGGCUUCUCUGACCCAGCAGACAGGCUAUUCUUUGAUGCGAGUAGCGGUAUCGUAGGCUUCAGGGCUAAGAUUGCUGUUACUCUGUCCUUGCUUUGGCACAAAAGCACACUGUGGUGUUUUGUUUUGUUUUGUUUUUGUGGGGUUUGCCUACAGGUAGAUUAGAUUGAUUAUUACUGUGUAAUGCAAAUACAAUUGGGGGAAGCUUAGCUAGAUUUUUUUUUUUUUUUUAAAAGGUGCUGCCUUUUUGAAUUUCUAAGAAAAUGCCUGUCAGUCGUGAUAGAACAAAGUUUUCCUCGUAUGUGUGAGAGGAAGAGGACUUUCACUUGAAGUGGAAUGGCCAUCACUAUUCAAGAUCAGCUCAUGGAAGGAGUAAUGAAAAUAUCUCAAAAUGAGACGAUUGAAUUUUUUUCUUAAUGACUUCAUUUUUGUGCUCUUGUGGGACUAUAAAAACCAUUAUAAGGAAGCAGUGAGUGAUAUCACUUGACUUCAGUGCCCUCACUGUAAAAUCUAGAAGCCUUACUAUUGAUUGCCCAUAGUGGACUUGAUGGAGAAUAAUUUACAUCAUGCUUUGCAAAAUACUGUAUGGGUUUCAGCAAGGUUACAGACUGAGAAGGCAAAAAAAAAAAAAAAACAACAAAACAUUUAAUCUAUUCAUUUUUGCCAAGCCAUACUGAGUUAUUUUACUACUAGAGACAUUAGAAAGCUAACUGUACAAAAGAACCAAGUUUAAAAGCAUUUUGUGGGGUACAUUGUUUCUGUAAUUGUAUAAUGUAUUUCUUUGUGGUUUUAAGUGAUAAUAGACAUUAAGUUAACAGACAUAUAAGAAAUGUAUGCACUGUUUGAAAUGUAAAUUAUUCUUAGAACACUUUCAGUGGGGAUUGCAUUGCCCUCUUAGUGCCUUAAUUUGAGAGGAUUACUUUACUGCCAUAACUAAAUAAUAGAAAUUUUUAAAUGGGUUUUUCAUUGAUGAUUGGUUUAAUUUUAAUACAAACACAUACGCUGGACUUGAUAAAUUGAGUACAAUCCACAUCAAAUUACUUGCUACACCAAUGACUUCAUAAUCUGCAGAACAUGGAAGCUGCACCAGUGUACGAGAAUUUUGGCAGUUCAUCUGUUUUCCAGUUGACAUAGGAAUUACCAGAUAAAUACUGUUAAACUCUCCUCCCGUAAUCAGAGUUGAUUUAUAAUAGGCAGUAUGAUUUAUUGUUUAUAUUUUUAACCAAAUACCUCCUCAGUAAUUUAUAAUGGCUUUGCAGUAAUGUGUAUCAAAAAGAAGCACUGGAAAACUGAUAUGUCUCUAGGAUGAUAUGCAUGUUUCAUGUGGUAUUCAAAGCCACACUGAUGGAUAUGAAAUAAUAAACAUAUCUGUUAUUAAUAUA
This is a messenger RNA of Erinaceus europaeus (western European hedgehog), 5826 nucleotides long. It is a transcript of the gene ROCK1, whose product is annotated as Rho associated coiled-coil containing protein kinase 1. Gene Ontology annotation, biological process: mitotic cytokinesis; Rho protein signal transduction; actomyosin structure organization. Gene Ontology annotation, cellular component: cytoplasm; cytoskeleton. The record is from RefSeq and is a predicted model, not a curated record. The transcript is spliced from 33 exons. NCBI's taxonomy places the organism in Eukaryota, Metazoa, Chordata, Mammalia, Eulipotyphla, Erinaceidae. The coding region runs from base 328 to 4395 and encodes 1355 amino acids. Gene Ontology annotation, molecular function: small GTPase binding; ATP binding; Rho-dependent protein serine/threonine kinase activity.